Molecule: messenger RNA, 1148 nt
Organism: Phlebotomus papatasi
Lineage: Eukaryota; Metazoa; Arthropoda; Insecta; Diptera; Psychodidae
Gene: Prosalpha6
Product: proteasome subunit alpha type-1
Exons: 3
Coding region: 138-959 (273 amino acids)
Biological process (GO): ubiquitin-dependent protein catabolic process
Cellular component (GO): proteasome core complex; nucleus; proteasome core complex, alpha-subunit complex
Source: RefSeq, a predicted model, not a curated record
UUUUUUUUUCGCAAAUUGCACUCUUGAUUUCCUUUGACAGAACUGAGCGACAGUGUGACGUUAGCUUUGAAUUGCGUUGGGUUGUGUUGUGUUGUCAUUACAAAGCGAAAAAGAAAAGCCGUGGAAAUUGAGGAAAAAUGUUUCGCAACCAGUACGAUAGUGAUGUGACUGUGUGGAGUCCUCAGGGACGGCUGCAUCAGGUGGAGUAUGCCAUGGAGGCCGUAAAAUUAGGCACUGCAACAGUCGGACUGAAGAAUAAGGAUCAUGCUAUUCUCAUCGCUCUCAAGCGAGCCUCGUCGGAAUUGGCAUCGUACCAGAAGAAAAUCAUUCCAAUUGAUGACCAUCUGGGUAUUUCAAUUUCUGGGAUUACGGCCGAUGCGAGGAUUCUGAGCCGGUAUAUGCGUCAGGAGUGUCUCAAUUACAAGUACUCUUACGAUGCCAACUAUCCGGCCAAUCGGCUGAUCAUGAACCUGGGGAAUAAGAUGCAGGUUUGCACUCAGCGCUACGAUAGACGUCCUUAUGGUGUGGGGCUCCUUGUGGCAGGUUACGAUGAUUUGGGUCCCCAUAUCUUCCAAGUUUGCCCCAGUGCUAAUUACUUCAAUUGCAAGGCAAUGUCCAUCGGUUCACGCUCCCAGAGCGCCCGCACGUACUUGGGAAAGCAUCUCGAUGAGUUUCCAUCGUGCGAUCUCAAGAAGUUGAUUGAACAUGGUCUCCUGGCACUCAGGGAUACCCUUCCCAAUGAACUCAAUCUGACCGAGAAGAAUGUCUCAAUUGCCAUCGUUGGCAAAGGAAGUCCCUUCAGAAUUCUGUCUGAGGAGGAGAAUAAGACCUAUUUGGCCACGAUUAGCCAAACUGGACCAUCAUCUAGGGAUGCUCCAGGUGAUUCCGGAGAUGUUGGAGGUGCUCCUCCAUCAACUGAAGGACCCAGUGACCCUUUAGCCGGAACAGCGAUGGAGUAAGUCUGGAGAAAACAUCAGUAAAAUCCUCAUUAGCGCCUCCGGAUGUUUCAAGUGGUAAAGGAUAGAGGGUGGGAAUGUGGAUUCUGUCCCAAUGGGGCUGGAAUUUGCAUUCCCACCUGGAAAAAAUGAGCAUUUUCUGGUAAUAUUUUGCAUAUGAAUUUUCAAAAUAAAUUUUGCGCCGUCGAAAAA